CUUCCACUCUUUUACACAGCUUUAUCCCUCACCUCCUCCUCCUCUUCCUCCUCUAUCCAAGUCUUUCAGCCAGCUUCCUCCCUCUCCUCUUCCUCCACCUCCUCCUCAGUUCUCCCCCCUCUUCCUCCCUCGAUGAACCCUGCUCCUAAACUGGUUCCCAUCUUCAAGAACAAGCACCCAUCUCGUCACAUCAAUGUUGCUCUGCUGUGGGCCCAGAAGCAGACGGAGCAGCUGGGCGGAGGAGGGGAGGAGAGGAGGAGGCUGACGCUGCCUAACUUCAGGAGGGACACACCCGCCUCUGCUCCACCUUCCUCUUUUCCAUCCCUUCCAGUUCCUCCUCCACCAAUCAUUCCUCGCUUCAGCUAUCCUCCCAAACCUACCUGCAGCCCCGCUCCUCAGUCGACAGCUCCGCCCAGAAUCAAGCACUUGUCCAGCCUCAGUCCUGGACCGAUGUCCAGACCGGGGCUCGUCCUCGCUCCAAACACAGAGACGAAGCACAAAUCCAAGUCCGGCUCCAAAACCCACCUGAAGUCCGGCUCUGAAAACGAUACUGCUGCUAACAACAGCCGUGAACUGAAGCGAGAAGCAACCAAACAACCAUCUGCUGCAGCAGCAGAGGCUCCUCCCCCUCUCACCACCUCUGACAUCUCCGAGAAGGACAAAGACAAGAACAGCAGAGCGAGAGUUCGGUUUGAAUCAAAGCCAAAGAAAUCCAGAGCCGCGGUUCGAGAGGUGGACGUGGAGAAAAUGGCCCGAAGCAACCAG
This is a messenger RNA of Paralichthys olivaceus (Japanese flounder), 765 nucleotides long. The record is from RefSeq and is a predicted model, not a curated record. Lineage: Eukaryota; Metazoa; Chordata; Actinopteri; Pleuronectiformes; Paralichthyidae.